GAAGUUUUUAGGGGAGAUUUUAAAAAAAAAACAGCUUUUGUCUGGCGUUGAACAAGAAUUGGAGUAAACGGAUAGUAGCUUUGUAAUCAGUGCUUGAAUUUAACAUCAGUCCAUCUUGACUGGACAGUAAACUCACGAAAAGCUAAAGACUGCUGUCAUCGGGCCACACAGAACAGAAACAGGCCCUUCAGGAACAGGUCCACGCCGAUCAUUAAAUACUUGUACACUAAUCCCAUUUACCAGCACCCAGGCCUGUACUUUGGCGAUGUCAUUGGACGAGAAAUGGUCAACCAGGCUGUUGGCAGACUUUGUUACGGAAAUAAGGUGAUCCUGGCCCCCAUGGUGCGUGUGGGCACUUUACCAAUGAGAUUACUGGCACUAGACUAUGGAGCAGAUAUUGUAUACUGUGAGGAAUUGAUUGAUUUGAAAAUGUUGCAGUGUAGGAGAGUUGUCAAUGAGGCUCUGGACACAAUAGAUUAUGUUGCAACAGACGAUCGAGUUGUUUUUCGGACCUGUGAAAGAGAAAAGAAUCAUGUUGUCUUCCAAAUGGGUACAGCUGAUGCUCAGAGAGCACUGACAGUUGCACAGCUUGUGGAAAAUGAUGUAGCUGGUAUUGAUGUAAAUAUGGGCUGUCCUAAAGAAUAUUCAACCAAGGGUGGCAUGGGAGUAGCACUGUUAUCCAACCCUGACAAAAUUGAGGCCAUCCUUUCCACUCUAGUUAAAGGAAUCUCAAAGCCAGUGACAUGCAAGAUCCGUAUUUUGCCAUCUCUGGAAGACACCAUUAACCUUGUAAAACGUAUCGAAAGAACAGGAGUUGCAGCUGUGGCAGUCCAUGGAAGAAGGAAGGAAGAAAGGCCACAGCAUCCUGUGCACUGUGAUGUAAUCAAAGCGGUCUCUGAAGCUGUUUCGAUCCCGGUAAUAGCAAAAAAAUUAGAGCAACUCAGCUCCACCUUUAAUGAUACAACAAUUGUAAACGCAAUGCCAAUCAACCUCUUCGGCAUAGAGAAUGAAUUGUUUGAACUGUUUCAUUUCUGCAUGCAUGGAGGAUCUCAGGAGAUUAUCAAAGAUUUUGCAGGCAUUGAAGCAUUCCGCUGGGCAACAAAUGCCUCUUCAGUGAUGGUGGCCCGAGCAGCCAUGUGGAAUCCUUCCAUAUUCAGGAAGGAAGGACUGUUACCAGCAGAGAAGGUGUUAAAGGAAUAUCUCACAUACGCAAUUAGAUAUGACAGCCAUUAUUCAAAUACCAAAUACUGUCUCUGUCAAAUGUUGAGAGAUAAAUUAGAAUCAGCUCAAGGAAAAAAGCUGCAUGCUGCACAAUCAAAUGAGGAGAUUUGUGAGGCUUUUGAAAUGAUCGACUAUUACAAAGAAGUAAUGGCUGACUUGGAGGCAAAGAGAGAUCAGUUGAAUGCAAAAGAUCAAGGGAAAUCAGAACAACAACCUGAAGAUAUGGAACACACUGAUGCCAUACAAAUGGCUGUCAGGUUCAACAAGCGUGAGUACCCACCUCAAAUCACACCCAAGAUGAUAUUACUUGAAUGGUGUCGAAAACAGAAGCUUCCUCAACCAGUGUAUGAGACAGUGCAAAGACCUUCAGAUAGAUUAUUUAAUUCAGUUGUGACAGUGGCAGACCAAAAGUACAGAUCCUCCUAUUGGGAUAAAACAAAGAAAGUAGUGGAACAAUCGACAGCUAUCGUGUGCCUGCGAUCUCUUGGGGUCUCAGAAGGAAAACUGUGUGAGGGGGAAAACCUACUGAAAAACAAACGGAAAAGAGAUGAGACAGGAGUCCCCAAUGGCACAGAAGUGACUGAUACUUCCUCUCUGGACACCAAUAAAAGAAGCAGCCCCUCGUUGACAAAAGUGUAAUAACUGACAUCCCAGCUGUAAUGGAAUAAGCUGGAAUUCUCUGAAGUGGAAUGGCAAAUCAAAAGUUGUUUUAUGUAUUAAUAAAUUGACUUUUAAGUUGUACAUAUAUAUUUAUAUACAUAAAUGGGUAUAUAUUGUCGAAGUAUAUACACGUUUAACCAGCCAAUACUUCUGCCGUGAUCUUUCUUGUGGUCAGUUUCCAUGAACUCCACGGUUGCUGAAAUGUUAUUUUAAUAUGGUGGCCACAUGCCUCGAAAGCAACAGGGACCCUGGUGUGUCAGAGGAACUUUCUGCUGGGGCUAAAGUGUUUGUUUUCUUUCCUACUUGAUUAUGCCUUACACAAAUACCUGCAUAGUGUUUCCAAACCACCAACCCUGCCAGGGUGUACAAUUUAAUGUGGCAUUAGUUCUGCACAGACUGAUCAUUCAAUGGCUUCACUUACCACCUGGAAAUAUUUAUUUAACAUUUAAUUUUACCAUUAGCUGCAUAAUCAAUAACAGACGU
This is a messenger RNA of Pristis pectinata (smalltooth sawfish), 2364 nucleotides long. It is a transcript of the gene dus2, whose product is annotated as dihydrouridine synthase 2. Gene Ontology annotation, biological process: tRNA dihydrouridine synthesis. The record is from RefSeq and is a predicted model, not a curated record. NCBI's taxonomy places the organism in Eukaryota, Metazoa, Chordata, Chondrichthyes, Rhinopristiformes, Pristidae. Gene Ontology annotation, molecular function: tRNA dihydrouridine synthase activity; tRNA binding. Gene Ontology annotation, cellular component: cytoplasm. The transcript has 17 exons. Bases 283 to 1860 code for a protein of 525 amino acids.